Diaporthe amygdali is the source of this 1284-nucleotide messenger RNA. RefSeq names its product endopolygalacturonase 3. The record is from RefSeq and is a predicted model, not a curated record. Gene Ontology annotation, biological process: pectin catabolic process. Lineage: Eukaryota; Fungi; Ascomycota; Sordariomycetes; Diaporthales; Diaporthaceae. The transcript has a single exon. Gene Ontology annotation, molecular function: polygalacturonase activity. Gene Ontology annotation, cellular component: extracellular region. The coding region runs from base 1 to 1284 and encodes 427 amino acids.
AUGAAGUCCGUCCUUCUGGCAGCUGCUGCUGUCCCAGCGGUGCUUGCUUCUUGCAACAGCCACACAACCCUUUCCACCGUUCGCGCCCCGUCAGCGUCCAAGAGUGGCUUCGGUGCUCCGCCUUUCCCUUCAGGAGCCGCAGCCGCGGUCUCCGUCAGGCCAACUGGUGCCUCGGGUGCUGCUGCUGCCACGACGGCUGCCCCAACUGCGACAAAUGCUGCCGUGACCGGGAACGGUGGGACAACCUGCACAGUCACUGCUGCUGCCGACGUCGCUUCGGCAGUCGCGUCGUGCUCUAACAUCCUCCUGGACAACCUCUCCAUGCCCGCCUCCUCAACCCUGGACCUCCAGAAGCUGCAGCCAAGCGCUGUCGUUACCUUCGGCGGCACCACGUCUUUCGGCUACACAGCAGAUGAGGACUUCGACCCUAUUGUUGUGUCAGGCGACUACAUCACCGUGACUGGUGCCCCUGGUCACGUCAUUGACGGCAACGGGCAGGCUUACUGGGACGGCCUUGGAAGCAAUGGAGGCACCAGCAAGCCAGACCACUUCUUCGUGGUCAAGAAGACCAGCUACGCAACCUUCUCAGGUCUUAACAUCCAGAACUGGCCCACGCACUGCUUCUACAUGACGGGCAACCAGCACCUUACUGCUCAGAACAUCCUCCUGAAUAACACAGCCGGAGAUGCCCCCAACGAGGCGUCCGGCACCAAGGCCGCAGCGCACAACUCGGACGGUUUCGACGUCGGCUCCUCCGACUACGUCACGCUGAGCAACAUCCAGGUGUACAACCAGGACGACUGCGUGGCCGUGACCUCGGGCACGCAGAUCACCGUGUCCAACCUGUUCUGCUCGGGCGGGCACGGGCUGUCGAUCGGGUCGAUCGGCGGCAAGUCCAACAACACGGUGGACGGGGUGCUGUUCGAGGACUCGGAGCUGGUCAACAGCUCCAACGGCGUGCGCAUCAAGUCCAACAGCGGCACGACGGGCUCCGUGACCAACAUCACCUACCGCAACAUCAAGAUGUCGGGCAUCUCCGACUACGGCCUCGACGUCCAGCAGGACUACCUCAACGGCGGCCCGACCGGCGAGCCCACCAACGGCGUCAACAUCUCCGCCAUCACCUUCGAGAACGUCACCGGCACCGUCGAGUCCGACGCCUACAACUACUACAUCCUCUGCGGCGAUGGCUCCUGCAGCGACUUCACCUUCACGGGUGUUGACAUCACUGGCGGCAAGGAGAGCUGCAACUUCCCCACGAGCACCUGCCUUGCCUCGGCAUAG